UUAAGUUCGCCGGUACCCAUUUAUACACCUGAGUGGAGAGAGGCACUGUGAGAGCAAAACGUCUUAUCAAAGAACAGAACACAGUGUCCCCGGCCAGGGCUUGGAACCGCACCGCUCGAUCCGGAGCCGAGCGCAAUAACCACGAGGCCAUCGCGCCUCCCAAAUCACUUCAGCAAAAGCGUCAAGUAAUUAGCAAUACAAAGAUAUGGAAUGACCUCGCUAAAAAUGUUUUAUGCGAUCAAUAGCUCAGUUCUCCAAGUAAACACGUAAACUGUAUGAUGGAAACAGGUAGGGAGAGUUUAUUGAUUUGUGACCUGUUUUCGGGUACCUGAAUAGGACAAACAGAAGAACUAUCAAUGCCUUUGGUUGUUUCAAAAGAAUAUAUCUUGGUGCUUGUUAAAUAUUAAAAGGUCGAGGAUUGAAACAAAAACUUGGCCAUUCGACCAAGAUAAUUUUCAGUUAAACUGGUUUGAAAAGAAAUAUUCAAAUCUGCCGAGCAUCACGGAUUCGCGAAAAUAAUUUCGGAGCAAAAGCAACUACCAACAUAUGGAUUGGAAAUAUUGGUCAUUUCUUUAUUUUCUUGGAGUAUGGUUGAUGGUUUGUACAUCUACUUCUGGUCGCUUGGCGUUAAAACAAGAAUUUAAACGCGAGGAUUAUACAUGUGGAAACGACUGCCCGGAUUACUGCUACCCCGAAUGUUAUCCCGGUUGCUGCAAUUACCCCACGUACUACACACAGCCUCCUCCACCACCUCCUGCUCCCCCGCAACCCGGACCCCCGGGGGCUGACGGCCCAGUCGGUCCCCCUGGACCUCCGGGACCGGAUGGACCAAAGGGAAUACCGGGACCUCCCGGAUUACAGGGGCCACCGGGACUUCCUGGACCUCCUGGCAGCCUAGCGGGACCACCCGGUGCUUCAGGACCUUCAGGAAAUCCUGGACAGCCAGGAAGUUUAGGUGAACCAGGGGAUAUGGGACCUGUUGGCCUUCCUGGAGCCCCCGGGCCGCCAGCUCCACCAGGACCACCAGGAAUGAAAGGACCCAGCGGUGAUAACGGCCCCCCUGGAACCAUGGGAGAACCCGGAAGCCAAGGCGACCCCGGUGCCGCCGGCCUACCGGGCCCUCCGGGACCACCAGGACCUCCUGGAGUGCCAGCCGCUGCACCUCCGCCAUCGUGCCCUGAGAUUUGUGAGACAGUCUGUGUUAGCAUAUGCCCGAGCACAUGUUGCUCCUCCAGAGAAGGUGUACCAGGACCCGAGGGCCAGCAAGGACCAAAAGGAUCAGACGGUCCCAUGGGAGCUAUGGGAGCUCCAGGCAGUCCAGGAGACGCGGGAGCUGCUGGACUCCCGGGGCCACUUGGCCCGCCGAGACCUCCGGGAGUACCAACUUCUGCAGCCUCGAGCUCCGCCUAUGAUUCCCAAGCUGGAGCACCUGGUCCUGCAGGUUCUGCCGGACCUCAAGGCCCUCAGGGAUCAAUGGGGGCCAGGGGUGAGAUGGGAAGCCCGGGGGACCAAGGGGCACCCGGAGCAGCUGGACCUCCCGGCCCACCGGGUCCUCCUGGAAUCCCAGCAACAUCUGCUUCAGCUUCAGGAGCACCCGCUGGUGCACCAGGCCCGGCAGGUUUGGAAGGACCUUCAGGUCCGCAAGGCCCUAUGGGAGCUCUGGGAGCCAUGGGAAAACAGGGUGACCCAGGAGCAGCCGGGUCAGCAGGGGCCCCUGGCCCGCCGGGACCCCCGGGACCUCCUGCAGCUCAACCUGCUGCAUAUGCAGCCCCCGCUGGUGCACCAGGCCCGACAGGUUUGGCAGGACCUUCAGGUCCGCAAGGUUCUAUGGGAGCUAUGGGAGCCAUGGGAAAACAGGGCGACCCAGGAGCAGCCGGCCCAGCAGGGGCCCCGGGCCCGCCGGGACCCCCGGGACCUCCAGCACCUCAACCCGUAACACAUGCAGCCCCGGCCGGUGUACCAGGACAAACAGGUUUGGUGGGACCGUCAGGUCCGCAAGGCCCUAUGGGAGCUAUGGGAGCCAUGGGAAAACAGGGUGACCCAGGAGCAGCCGGGCUAGCAGGGACCCCGGGCCCACCGGGACCCCCGGGACCUCCAGCUGCUCAACCCGCAGCAUAUGCAGCCCCCGCUGGUGCUCGAGGCCAAACAGGUUUGGAGGGACCUAAAGGCCCGCAAGGCCCUAUGGGAGCUAUGGGAGCUAUGGGAAAACAGGGCGACCCCGGAGCAGCCGGGCCAGCAGGGGCCCCGGGCCCGCCGGGACCUCCGGGACCUCCUGCAGCUCCACCCGCAACAUAUGCAGUCCCCGCUGGUGCGCCAGGCCCGACAGGCCUAGAAGGUCCAAAGGGGCCACAAGGAUCUGUGGGAGCUAUGGGAGCAAUGGGAGAUCCCGGUGACCCCGGAGCAGCUGGGCCUCCAGGUCCUCCGGGUCCACCUGGUCCCCCGGGAAUACGGGCAACGAGACCACCACCUGUGGGGCCUCCAGCAGGCAGUCCAGGUAGCCCGGGACCAGCUGGUCUUCAAGGAGAACAAGGCGCACAGGGAGCGAUGGGAGUCAUGGGAAAGCCCGGCGAUGCAGGACCUGCCGGACCGGCCGGACCAGCCGGACCACCGGGGCCACCGGGACCCCCUGGAAUACCGGCUGCGAGACCUCCCCUUCCUUUCACGUGUCCAGCCAUUUGCGAUAAGCUAUGUGUUGGAAUUUGUCCUACACAGAAUUGUUGCAAAAAGUCACAAAUCCCAACCAAACAAAAAAUCGUGCCGAUAAAAGUUGCUCAAAAGCCAGUCAUGCCGCCAGUACAAGGACAAGCACAGGCGAAGACAACUUUACAAGGGGGUCACAAAAAGGAACGAAAAUUACAAGUAAAUGCUCAGAAACAUGCCCAAGCUCCAGUUAAAGAAAUUCCUUCGCUUAACAGUCAUAAAGUCAAAAGAAGCAAAAUAAGACACAGGAAAUAUCACAGUUGGCUACAGUAAUUCAAUGUCCACUUUGUAGUUAUACAGAAAUAUUAUAUAGAAAGCAUCAAUAAUGAAAGGAAUAAAACUAUCUUUAUUAACGAAGGAACGAGAAUCAUCAUCUUUUGUUUCAUCAAAUCUAACCUAAGAAUGUUACCGUGUGAAACAUUUUUUUUACACGUGAAACAGAGCAGUUUUGCCUCGACGAGAUUUUCAAAUCACUCACAAAAUUAAUAAUAUUCUCCAACCCUUGCGCAGGGUUGUAAUUCAGCGCUGAAUCCCUACAAGUUUUUUAAACUUAAACCGUCAGGAUACAGCACUUACGGAACUUAGCAAAUCCUUAGCAGAUCGUAGGUAAUUUAAUACGGAAGUAAACUUCUGGCUGGAAGUGGAAUUCUCCCUUCGCACCAAGCCAUUUGCGGAAGCUAUGUUAUAGGACUGUUUAAGGGCGGUUCCUUCGGGAUGAUCUGGAUCAGCAACAAUGAUCCCAGAUCACUGGGAUUAUGGUACAUCAAAGGAGCCGAUGAAUCCGUAACCAGUGAAGAUUCAUGGGCUCUUUUGAUACACA
Molecule: messenger RNA, 3520 nt
Organism: Orbicella faveolata
Lineage: Eukaryota; Metazoa; Cnidaria; Anthozoa; Scleractinia; Merulinidae
Source: RefSeq, a predicted model, not a curated record